Molecule: messenger RNA, 964 nt
Organism: Hordeum vulgare subsp. vulgare (domesticated barley)
Lineage: Eukaryota; Viridiplantae; Streptophyta; Magnoliopsida; Poales; Poaceae
Product: 30S ribosomal protein S20, chloroplastic
Exons: 3
Coding region: 93-659 (188 amino acids)
Biological process (GO): translation
Cellular component (GO): small ribosomal subunit; ribosome
Molecular function (GO): small ribosomal subunit rRNA binding; structural constituent of ribosome
Source: RefSeq, a predicted model, not a curated record
AACCUACUACUUCCCCGGAUAAGAUAACAUCAUCGGCACUGACACAGCACGGGGGCAGCAACUCCAAACUCCUCCCAUCCUGGUCUCCAGCCAUGGCCACCGCCACCUCCCCGCUCCUCUCCCUCUCUUCCCUCUCGGCCUCCCUCCCCUCCCCAUCCCGGGCACCCGCCUCCCUCUCCCUCCGCGCCCUCGCCCCACAGGCUCGCCUGUCGACCUCCUACGCCGCCUUCCCCAUCGGUGGGUUCGGAGCCUCGGCGUCGACGGGGAGGUUGAGGAGGAGGGGGCUGCAGGUGGUGUGCGCCGCCGAGCCGCCCAAGACUGGAAGACAGCCGGACUCGGUGAAGAAGAGGGAGCGCCAGAAUGACAGACACCGCAUUCGCAACCAUGCCCGCAAGGCCGAGAUGCGCACCCGGAUGAAGAAGGUUUUCAGAGCCCUUGAAAAGCUUCGGAAGAAAGCCGAUGCCCAACCUGAAGAAAUCAUUGAAAUAGAGAAAAUGAUCUCUGAGGCAUACAAAGCCAUCGACAAGACAGUGAAGGUUGGCGCCAUGCACAGGAAUACUGGAGAUCAUCGCAAGUCCAGGCUUGCAAGGAGGAAGAAGGCCAUUGAGAUAAUUCGUGGUUGGUAUGUUCCGAAUGCUGAACCUGCUGCAGCUGCCUAGUUUCUGGGGGAGUUGUCAUCGUAAAUUGCAGCAGCUUUUCUUUCAUCACAUCUUGCCAAUUUUGGACAGCAUAUGUUAUUGAACGAACUCUAUAGACUGCCAGUUCUUCCCCAUGGCAAGUGUUCUGGUACUGGCUACUGUGUUUAUGUGCUCUGCUAUGCACUAGAAGCUCUGACACAAUAUUGGGCCAUUGCUUGUCUUACAUUCCUCUGUUGUAAAACUUCAAACCGAAAUAUACCUGCUGUAUGGUGUAUGCAGUUAUCUUCAGCUAGAGAUAAUAUGUUCAGUAUGAAUGCUUUCUCUCA